AUGCUCAUUGGCUUCGAGGAGGGCCAGACUCCCGUGGGCCCGCCCCCUGCCAGGCCCGCACUCCCUUCUCCUGCUAUUUGGGCACCUCCGUUAGCUGGGGCCAAGCUGCCCGCUCCUUUCACCCCUUCAGGGUGCUUGCCCCGCCCCGGCCUGGCCCGUGUGUUAAGGCUCCGGCUUCUCGGGCACCUCCACCCUAGAGCCUCCGACCGGCCGCCGAAGCAGCCCCGACGAGUCUCCUCCCCUCAGCCGUCAGACUCCCCUCCUCAGUCUUUAGUCCCCUCAUAUUCCAUCCUUUCACCCCGCUUGGAAAGGGCCCGGAGAGAAUUUGCCCCCCCACUCCCCGAGAAGACCCCCUUACCAGCCUGUGUUUCGGGGCGGCGGGCGCUGCGAGGAGGCCUGGCGCCCUUUUGUGCACGUUUGGUGCCCAGCAGUAUCUCCCAGACCAGCAACCCCCGACCCUCCAGUCUCCACGUCUUAGAGAAGCCAAAAUCGAGAGUUAUAUAA
Molecule: messenger RNA, 504 nt
Organism: Hippopotamus amphibius kiboko
Lineage: Eukaryota; Metazoa; Chordata; Mammalia; Artiodactyla; Hippopotamidae
Exons: 2
Coding region: 1-504 (167 amino acids)
Source: RefSeq, a predicted model, not a curated record